AUGAAGCACCGAGGACAGGAAGAAUCUGGGGGACGCAGUUCCCUCUCCCCUAGUGGACACCAACGGAGGGAGGAAAUCGCUCCACUGAAGAAACUAAAAAAUACGCUGCUCGCUGCAGACGUGCUAAUAGACGUGUCCAAAAUAAAAAUAUACGCGAAGGAGAAUUUCGAUCUCGAAUUAAUAAACAACGUAAAUGAUCGCUUCGUAGAAAAGACAUAUAAAUUAUUGGUGGACACGAGAAAGAAUAAAAUUCCGGAGGAUGAGCUAAAUGAUUUUAUAUUUCUGCUGAUGAAUGAAAGGAAGGAAAAUAGCCACCUCGAAAAGAUCAGCAGAAAAGGGCACGAUAAAAGUGGCUCCGCCAAAUGUCCAAUUAAAAAUGAAGUCACGAAUUUGAUAAAAAAAAUGAAUAAGUUUCAUUUUUAUUUUAAAGAAUUCCUCAAGAAGGAUAAAUUGUGGAUGGAUGUCGCCAAUCGGGGCGAUGGAAAGGGCAACACGUGGGGCACUACAAGAGGUACUACCCUGGACAAUCUCGAAGCCAAUACACAAUCGGCUCUCCAAGCGAACUCUGACAAGGCAUGCAGAAAGGUUGGCACCUGUUUGUCUUAUAUACAAAGGAAAGGUGAAACGGGAAAAAAGGGGGAAGUAUUGUAUUCCCACAUUAAGCAGAGAAAGGAGCAGCGAGAGAAAACAGAAAGAGCCAUUCGUAGCUUGUUAAAUAGCUGUCUUAGUGAGAAGGAGUUGGACGUUGAGCGCCUCGUUGAAAUGGAGAACAUGACGGGAGUGGAUGAGGAAAUGCAUGAUAGUUUUGGAGGACCAGAAUGUGUGACAAAGAAGUUGGCUCCAUUUAGCCAACGCGUAAAGGUACAGAAUGUUUCUCCUUCCCCUUCUGAUGAAAAUAAGGUAAGAGAAACGGAAGGCGCGCCACCCUACCGUUGCGAUUAUGUACGGAGAGUAGGGUGCACCGCUAGGGGGGAUAUCCCACAUGGAUGUACCUUCCAAAAGGGCUGCACCAAUUUGGUUGCAGGGGGAAACACGCAUAACAAGGGGAGACACAAACAGACGGCCAGUCGAUUUGGAGGAAUACCACACGGUUAUAGCAUCGAUGAUGGUGAUAGCAGUAGCGGUGAUGAUGCCCGCCACAGUGAAGUCAUGCGCAGGAGCCAGUCCGAUGGAACCAAGUACUACCUGUACAAAAAUCCCUUUUCUGGAGAUGACCACAGGGAAUUUGCACACGGGGCUUCCCUGACGGAGUACGAAAUGUAUGUAAGUCGGAAGAAGAAGAAGAAGAAAAAAAAAAAAAAAAAUUAUAACAAGGAUAACGGCAAUCAAAAGAGUGACAGUCUAUUUUUUUUACAAGUCCCAAAUGUGCUAUCCUGUGAAUGGAAAAAACACUCGGGACGGAGCAACAGAAGGAAGGCGCUUGGCACAAAUAAUGUGGACAACUAUUUGGGGGACGCAUACAACAGUUGUGAGAACCCCCGUGAAAGGAAUCCCAUGCUGGGGGUAGGCUACGAAGAGGCGCUUUCCUCCGGCACUUACCUCCACGAGGAGAGCAACAAUUUGGUGCACACCGUGUUGGGGACGAAGGAUCAGAAGCGGGAGUUUUUGAGAAAGUCAGGUCACGCUAAAGGGAAUACUAAGGGGCAUAUUAAGGGGCGGGGCGCCAAAGGGCAUGAAGACGGGGGGACUUCAACAACCGGUAAAAAGGGCCUCACCCUCCCCUCGGAAGCCACAUCACCCGCGCCGAUAAUUCCGCAGGAAGAUUAUUCUAAAAAAGGGAUGCUGAAAAAGACGGGUAAUAACUCCCCUCCUGAGGGAGAAAAACGUUCGGAUCAAUUGUGUCGAAGUGAUGCAGAGGGUCAGCAACUAUCAGAGUUACACAGGCAAGGUAGAGAUGAUAUUAACCUUAAUGUACCAAAUGCACCAUGGCACUUGGCUCGAUCAGAUGAAGGAAAUGGUGUAAUAGGUGUAUCAGGAGGGGGCAGUCCUCUUCCAAGUGGAACGGGCACAAGUGCCUCCUCGAAUGGAAACCGUAUGAGGAAAAAAGGCUCAAGUGGAGGGUUCCUGGCAGAUGGUAGGAUCGCCAAAGUAAAAGACAAUGUUUUGGGACCCCUCAGUGGGGAGACAGAUACGGGGAAAGAUGAAGCAGAAAAGGGAGAGAGAAAUGUAGGCCUUAAAACAAAUGUAUCGAACGAAAAGGGAAAAAAGAAAAACGGAAAAUUACGUCCUGCCCUUUGUGAACAAAUGGGUGGCAACAUAAAAGUGAGUCCUGAUGGAAGCUUAGUUGUUGGGGGUGCACCCAGCCAGUAUGACAACACCACUGCCCAUUUCGAUGAGGACCUUAAGAUGGAUGGACCAAAUGAGUGGAACAGCGAUAUUGCAACUGAGGGAGGGGUUAACCCCUUGGAAGAUUCAAACAACGCAAAUAGGGAUUAUAUGUGUAGCGUGCUCGAUUUGAGGCCCACCCAGGAUGAUACCCCUACUGGCAGCGCGCAGGACACCAACGAAUGGGAAUUAUUCGAGAGGAAAGAAGCGACCCCGUUACAUCACAAAGGGGGAAGAGCUUCCAACGUGAGGAGUGGAGAAAAUUACAACGUGAGAGAAAAGAAAGUGAAAAAAUAUGAACAGGACAUAUCGAAUUAUACAUCCAGCAUGGAUUACUCCAGUGGAAGACAAAUAUAUGAUAGCAGAAAUGCUUGUUCAUCCGUUUCGCAACAUGGUAGCAGUUCGAACAUUAAUAGAGAAGGGAAUGCGUUCCCUGAUUUUGCAUCCAACUUGGGGGGAGAUAAUAUGCACAGGUAUAACUCCUCAGAUGAAAGGUUUGAAGAUUUUGAUUUGGACGAAGGGGAUAGAAGGACUCAUCCCAGGGGGGAAGACAAAUAUAAUUUUUUGGAAGAAGAUACAUGGAAGGGACAGAAUAAUGUGGCCAUGAAUCAAAAGGGAAGGGGUAACACCUGGAGGAGGAAUCAAGGUAGUAUUCAUGGCACCCAUUUAGGGGGCGACGGAAGAGACACACUACACAAACACAGAGGAGGCUUCCUUCAAAAGGGUCCGCCCACAUAUGAUCGCACGCUGAUUAGACACAUCCAGCGGAAUGAUGAAUUUUAUGAGGAAAUUUCGCGCGAUAUGGAAGGCGUCACGAGGGGGGUACAGAACGAAUCCUUUUAUGGUCCCCCUGAGAGGUACUUGCAUGGGCCAGAUAGCAGUCCGGAUGGAGAGAGUGUGAUGAGCUUCAACCAGAAGGAUUUUUUACUUUUGAAAAAGAAAACAAGAGAACAAGAUUCCAGGCUGAACAAAUGGUUACACAAAAUACACGCCAGAGAAAAUGAGAAAAAAAAAAAAAUUCAGGAAAAAAAAAAUGCAUCCAUAAAACAGGAAUUGGUAAAUUGUACCUUCCACCCCAGGGUCAGCAGCAUCCAGCCAAAUAGAGUGAAGAGUUUUAUCAAAGAGGAAGGAAGAAAGGGAGGUGGGGUUAACAUACACACGAAGGGGUACAUGAAAUUAGGCCCUCACAUUGGUAAAGGCGAAUUUGACGAGGAUCCCCAUAUUGUUGCACGUGGGGCGCAUAGACGAGCAGCUCGGGUGAAGGCAAUCACACGGGUUGGCAGCGGCACAUCACCCAUGUAUACAUAUGAGGAUGCAUUAAUGUAUGAAAAUGUCAUCGGUCGAAUGAGCAGAAACAUCAGUGUGGAGGAUCCUCAUGGGAUGGUGGUCGCAAGGGAGGAUGCGAGGAGAGAAUAUUAUACCAGGGGGAGGUACACUGAUGGGAAAAUUCCUGGUGAAGACGAAAUACACAGUGAUCAUCAAAAUAGUCACGGUAGGAGCAGCGGGGAGGAGCUGCCAUACAGCGAAAGUAAAAUAAAACACUUAGAUAGGAAUGAGCUUCUUUACUGGAAAGCCAUGAAGCAGAAAGAGCACCUCCAAAGGAAGAAGGACGCUUUUGAGGAAGCCAAGGAAAAUAAAUUUAAAAGCGAAUGUAAGUUUAGUCCAGAAAUAAAAGAAAAUGUGAAAAUAUACAUGUCGGACCUUCCAAAGGGGUACAGCAAAACUGUAGAAAGGAUCAAACGGGGCGUCGAGGAAAAGAGGAGAGUUCAUAAUUUCUUGGAGUACAGGAUCCCAGUGAGCACAAAUGGAGAUAAGAAUGCACAAAAUGCUUGUCGCAGUAAAUGGCAGGGGGGAAGGACUACCACUCUCUCGCCGUUCAGUUUUGAUAAGGGAUUCUACAAGGUGAAAAUAAAACCCGUUUAUUUUGAAACGAAAAUAAAAUUGUCCGAAAAUAAAAUUGCAUCUCUGGCGAUAAGGGAAGAUGAGGACCCCUUGUACAUCAUUGAUAUAUUUUGUAAAAUUCACGCAAUUAAGGAUGAAGACAGGAGGAUUCUUUAUGAAUAUGUGAUGGAUGAGUUGAGGAAGGCGUCCCAGGGUAGCUAG
Plasmodium fragile is the source of this 4428-nucleotide messenger RNA. RefSeq lists its product as uncharacterized. Bases 1 to 4428 code for a protein of 1475 amino acids. The transcript has a single exon. NCBI's taxonomy places the organism in Eukaryota, Apicomplexa, Aconoidasida, Haemosporida, Plasmodiidae. The record is from RefSeq and is a predicted model, not a curated record.